AUGGGCACAACGAAUAUCCGCUUGAAUGACUUAGCCAAGUUUUCCAGGAAACAUAGGAGCUUCCAGCGCGUGCGCUUGCCGACUGAGCAGGCAGGAAAUGGACCGUUGGCCACGGCCGAAAUCCCUCGCCGUCGAGCUGGAGCUAAGCCCACCGUCCAUGUCCGCCCAAAUAGCAUAGUCAGGCUUUCCAGUAAAGAUAUAGGCUUUGGCCAGCGCAUGCGCCGCCCGACUGAGAGAUUCCUGGAGAUACAGGGGGGAAAUGGACCGUUGGCCACGGCCAAAAAUCCGAGACAGGAGGAUGUCGUCAAGAACCUGAAUGGAGCCUCGGAACCGGAUGCUGGGACGACAAGUAGACCGUCUCUUAACGUUCCGCAAAAUCCAUAUUCCGAGAAAUCGCCCAUAGCACAGAUGCUCAGUAAAGGUAUGCUACUUGAUGCGCUGGGCAAGCCUAUAGUCUCGCCGAUUCUCGCUCGGGAUGCUUGCAAAUGUGCGGACUGCAUCGACCCUUCCGACCGACAACGCAAUUUCUCCUACGCAAACAUACCAACAGACAUCAGCUUCUCCUCGGUAUCUCACAACCCAAAGACCGGGGAGUCGCUCGUUAGCUGGCGCAACGACAUCCCACCCCACUUCCCGGGCAAGGCAUCAUUAUUCGAUUGUGAGACCGUCGCGUCCCUGGAAAAGACGUUCCGCAACCCACUUUGGAGCUUGUAUAACGUACCUCAGAGACUGUGGGACUCUGGUUCCUUCACUGGCGAGACCAACCGAAUCGAUUUCAACGAGUACCAGACCGAUGACGACGUAUUAGCUGAAACGUUGUACCUCCUAUGGCGAGAUGGCCUUGUCUUCGUCGACGGGGUGCCCGAAUCGGAAGCGUCCGUCUCCCAGAUUGUCACCCGCAUUGGGCCGCUCAUGAACACUUUCUAUGGGACUACCUGGGACGUCAGGUCCGUACCGAACGCCAAAAAUGUGGCCUAUACCGCCAAGUAUCUCGGAUUCCACAUGGACUUGCUCUAUAUGCGCGAACCCCCGGCCUUCCAAUUCCUCCAUUGUAUACACAAUGAAAGCGUGGGCGGCGAAUCGAGAUUUGCAGACACGUUCAAGGCCGUCGACCUCCUCCAUGCUCGAGAUCCUUCAAAAGUGGUUGCCCUCAUGGAUCAGGAUAUCCGCUACGAGUAUGACAACGAUGGUCAUUUCUAUUCAGACGCCAAACCUACGAUCUUGAGGAAUUUCGAACUACAUGUACCCAACCGGCCAACUUACAACGCCCAAGACCCGCUGCUCAUGUCCAACGUCGGCCGUGUCCAUUGGUCGCCCCCUUUCGUCGGGGAUCUGCAGCAAACGCAGCACGGCGAACUCGUACGCCUCGUUUCCGCAAGCAAGGCGUUUUCCGAUAUCCUCGAACGGCCAGAGAUGGUCGUUCAGGAGAAAAUGGACAGCGGGACUUGUGUCAUCUUCGACAAUCUACGGGUCGUACAUGCCAGGAAUGCCUUCGACCUGAACUCGGGUAGGAGGUGGUUGAAAGGGGCCUACCUUGCCAGACAGGACUUUGUGAGCAGGGCAUCGGGCCUGCUUAGCCGGUUUCCGGCCGAUACGUCUUUUCAAGCGUCGCAACCCGGUGACUGGCCUCUUCGCUAA
Messenger RNA from Cladophialophora yegresii CBS 114405, 1638 nucleotides. RefSeq lists its product as uncharacterized. NCBI's taxonomy places the organism in Eukaryota, Fungi, Ascomycota, Eurotiomycetes, Chaetothyriales, Herpotrichiellaceae. The record is from RefSeq and is a predicted model, not a curated record. Gene Ontology annotation, molecular function: oxidoreductase activity. Gene Ontology annotation, cellular component: mitochondrion. Gene Ontology annotation, biological process: carnitine biosynthetic process. The transcript has a single exon. The coding region runs from base 1 to 1638 and encodes 545 amino acids.